UAUCAUACAAUCACUCCUACUAUCUCCACAUCAUAUUUUCCUUUAUCCUCUCACUUAAUUAUCAGUUCUAGAGAAAGAAACAACUAGUAACUAUAGACAGAAGGAGAGCAAACCAUGGGAGUAGCUCAAGUUAACCAAAUGUGGUUCCAUCUCAUGAUCAUCCUCUUCUCCUUCUCCAUCUCCAUUUCUUCUAUUUCUGGAGCUGAAUCAAAUUGUAUAUACACAGCGUAUGUCCGUACUGGACCAUUCGUGGAGGAUGCAACUGACUCAAAAAUUACCUUAACUCUGUAUGAUUCGAGUGGAUCUGGAAUUAGAAUCAACAACCUUGUGGUUUGGGGUGGGCUUAUGGGCAAUGGUUACAACUACUUUGAAAGGGAUAGCAUGGAUAUGUUCAAUGGUAAAGGCCCAUGCUUGUCUGGCCCUAUCUGCAAAAUGGUGUUAACUUCAGAUGGUACAGGAAGAAAUCAUGAAUGGUACUGUAACUACGUCGAAGUCACCUCAACAGCAGACCACAAACAAUGUAGCCAGCAAUUGUUCAAUGUGGAUCAAUGGCUUAGCACCAAUCGUUCACCGUAUCAGCUCUCCGCCACCAGGAACAACUGUAGGCGUUUGUCCGAUGAGCAACAGUUGCUUUACCUUUCUGAGUCAAAUAAUGUUGUUGAUGUGUAAUUGUGCCAUCUUUCAGAUUUCAAGAUUCAAUAAGUCUAUUUUUAUCAUA
Molecule: messenger RNA, 718 nt
Organism: Solanum stenotomum
Lineage: Eukaryota; Viridiplantae; Streptophyta; Magnoliopsida; Solanales; Solanaceae
Product: PLAT domain-containing protein 3-like
Exons: 2
Coding region: 115-669 (184 amino acids)
Molecular function (GO): protein binding
Source: RefSeq, a predicted model, not a curated record